This is a messenger RNA of Solanum dulcamara, 2910 nucleotides long. RefSeq names its product chloride channel protein CLC-f. NCBI's taxonomy places the organism in Eukaryota, Viridiplantae, Streptophyta, Magnoliopsida, Solanales, Solanaceae. Bases 209 to 2467 code for a protein of 752 amino acids. Gene Ontology annotation, cellular component: Golgi apparatus; membrane; chloroplast. The transcript has 9 exons. The record is from RefSeq and is a predicted model, not a curated record. Gene Ontology annotation, molecular function: voltage-gated chloride channel activity. Gene Ontology annotation, biological process: transmembrane transport; chloride transport.
AUAGGGACAUUUUGGGGAUUAACCGCACUUUGUCCUCAACUUCCCGUCGUUAGUAUCCCAAAGUCGUCAAAAACCCGACUCCGAUAGCGACGAUGACAAGUUAACCUACAGAGCAGGAACUUGUUAAAUUUACAUCCAAUUUCGUAAUGCAUGCUGGUGGAAUCGCCGGUUAUCCUCCGACGAAAAGCCGGUGAAAAAUUCGUCUGAAAUGUCAGGAGGUGAGUACGGCGAUCACAAUGUUUUGUUACGUUCUACUUCAUCGGCGUCGGAAGGAGAUUUGGAAAGCCAGUCGUCGCCGAGGAGAGCGAAUACCAGAAGCAUUAAGGAUCUAUUGAAGCGGUUAGAUCGAGGAUUUUCUGGUCGGCGAUCAUCGGAUAGGGAUCACCGCCACUCCUCGUCGCCAUCUUCUUCUAAUCGCCGAGGUGUUUCAUCUACUGCGGAUGAAAUUCUCGGUGAUAGUGCUCCGCCGGAAUGGGCGAUGUUGCUUGUUGGAUGCCUCCUUGGCCUUGCUACUGGACUCUGUGUUGCCGGGUUUAAUCGAGGGGUACACGUAAUACACGAGUGGGCAUGGGCUGGUACUCCUAAUGAUGGUGCUGCUUGGCUUCGUUUGCAAAGGCUAGCUGAUACUUGGCAUCGGAUACUUUUAAUACCAGUUUUGGGUGGAGUCAUUGUUGGCAUGUUGCAUGGUCUGCUCGAAAUAUUGGACCAAAUAACACAGUCCAGCUCUACUCAGGGACAAGGAUUUGAUUUGAUUGCUGGAAUCUUCCCUACAGUGAAGGCCACUCAAGCUGCUAUAACUCUGGCUACUGGUUGUUCCUUGGGUCCUGAAGGCCCUAGUGUAGAUAUAGGGAAGUCAUGUGCCUAUGGAUGCUCAAUGAUGAUGGAAAACAACCGGGAAAGAAGAAUAGCUCUCAUUGCAGCUGGUGCAGCUGCUGGAAUUUCUUCAGGUUUCAAUGCAGCAGUAGCUGGUUCUUUCUUUGCGAUUGAAACAGUUUUAAGACCACUCCGUGCUGAAAAUUCACCCCCUUUUACAACUGCGAUGAUCAUAUUGGCUUCUGUUAUAUCAUCAACUGUAUCAAAUGCAGUACUUGGGGAAAAACAGGCUUUCACAGUGCCCACGUAUGAUAUGAAAUCUGCUGCCGAGCUUCCAUUGUAUCUGAUACUGGGGAUGCUGUGUGGAGUAGUAAGUGUUGUUUUCACUCGAUUGGUGUCCUGGUUCACCAAGGGGUUUCAGUUCCUCAAGGAAAAGUUUGGACUUUCUGAUGUUGUCUGCCCUGCUUUGGGGGGUUUAGGUGCUGGUGUAAUAGCUCUGAGAUAUCCUGGAAUUCUCUAUUGGGGUUUCACUAAUGUUGAUGAAAUCCUACAUACUGGGAAAACUGCAUCUGCCCCUGGAAUUGGAUUGCUAGCUCAAUUAGUUGCUGCAAAAGUUGUGGCCACUGCUUUGUGCAAAGGGUCUGGCCUUGUUGGUGGAUUGUAUGCACCAAGCUUAAUGAUAGGUGCUGCUGUAGGUGCUGUAUUUGGAGGGUUAGCCGGGGAACUAAUUAAUUCAGCUAUUCCAGGGAAUGCUGCUAUUGCCCAGCCACAGGCAUAUGCACUGGUGGGGAUGGCUGCUACACUAGCUUCAGUUUGCUCAGUGCCUUUGACUUCAGUGCUUUUAUUAUUUGAGUUGACAAAAGAUUAUAGAAUUUUGCUUCCUCUCAUGGGUGCUGUUGGGCUGGCAAUAUGGGUGCCUUCCGUUACCGACCAGCCAAAAGAAACAGAGUCAUCAGAAGCCAAGUUUGCAUCAAAAGGUUACUCUAUUCUUUCACCAGCUGGCGAAAAAUAUGAAGGGAAUGUUUCAAGGCAAUCUGGUGAGAGAAAUAAUUUGGAACUAAUGGUGAUUGGGAGUCGUAACAGUCAUGAAUCAUUUGAUGAAGGUCUCAUUUUAGAAGAUCUAAAGGUUUCUCAGGCCAUGUCAAAUGAUUAUUUGAAGGUCUCUCCGAGCCAAACUGUGAAAGAAGCAUUAGAAUGCAUGCAUGACGGCCGACAGAGUUGCGUUCUUGUGGUUGAUGCUGAAGGUAACUUGGAAGGAAUUUUAACAUAUGGUGACGUCAAAAGGAGUUUGUUUAAGAACCUUGGGGAUUCGUCCAACAAAGAUUUAUCAGUCACAGACGCAAAUACUUGUCUUGUGUCCUCUAUAUGCACAAGAGGGAUAAGCUAUCGUGGCCAAGAUUGUGGACUCCUAACAUGUUAUCCUGAUACGGAUCUAGCAAUUGCGAAGCAACUAAUGGAAGCCAAAGGAAUUAAACAAUUGCCUGUGGUCAAGCGUGGUGGAGAAUUCAGAAGAGAAAGAAAGCGCAGAAUUAUUGCUCUUCUGCAUUAUGAUUCACUAGAGGAGUCGAUCAGGGGUGAAGUGAGUCGCCGGAAGUCUGUCUACCAGCAGAAUGAAGAAGAAAAAGACAAGCAGAUCAUAACAAAUGGCCAUUAAUUACUCAAGGCACUGAAUAUCACUAGCAAGUUUCAACAAGAAAUUUGUGUUUGUUCUAAUUUGGCAUCUGGUUGGUAUAUGCAACUUUGCUGCACUCCUGUAAUCUGAGACUGGGAAGCAGGCUUCAACAAGAAAUAUAUAAUUUAGUUGGUAGGUAAUAUCCAAUUUACUGUAUAUUCCUCACUUAAUGUGCGUGCAGAAAUUGAGGUUCCUUCCUGUUUGUUUCUGGAGCGGACAUGCUGCACCAGGCUGGCCUACCGAGCCCGAGCGUAAUAUCAUAAAUUUUUCUCACUAGUUUUGUUUUGUACUCAUCGGAAAGGCAGUUGUCAGAGUAAAUUUGACAUUUGACAUUUUGUACAUGAAAUAUAUACUUGGUAGAUCAGGUUAACAUCAAUGUGCGAUAUCGUCAUGGACAAAUAUAUAUAUAUAUAUACAUAAAUUGA